AUAUGAAAUAUUAUCAACCUAUAGUACAUCUGAUAGUGAGAAUAAAAUUAUUAAUAUUUGUAAAGGAUAUAUUAUUGAUCUAAAAAUCCUUCUAGCAAAAGCGAAGGUUGAAGAUAAAGAAAUAGAAAUUUUUGAUAAAAUUAUUUUUUGGAUGCACAAUUUAUUUGAAAAGAUAUCUAAUGAAGAUAGGAACAAUAUAUUUGUUAGAUUACAUAAUGAAUUUUCUAAAUUAGAUUAUUCUUAUACAAUUGUGAUUAACUUCUUAACAAAGUAUUUUUAA
Messenger RNA from Vairimorpha ceranae, 280 nucleotides. RefSeq lists its product as hypothetical. NCBI's taxonomy places the organism in Eukaryota, Fungi, Microsporidia, Nosematidae. The record is from RefSeq and is a predicted model, not a curated record. The transcript has a single exon. The annotation marks the transcript as partial.